Molecule: messenger RNA, 2962 nt
Organism: Elaeis guineensis (African oil palm)
Lineage: Eukaryota; Viridiplantae; Streptophyta; Magnoliopsida; Arecales; Arecaceae
Product: flowering time control protein FCA
Cellular component (GO): ribonucleoprotein complex
Molecular function (GO): protein binding; RNA binding
Source: RefSeq, a predicted model, not a curated record
AAGACCGACUCGCCGCCAAGGGUUGUCCCGCUCCGCGCUCGCUAUUUAGAUUUAGAUCCCGGCCAGGCUUCAUUACCUUCGUCCUCUCGGUAAUAAACAGCUCUGGCCUCUGGGUCUGCGCCUUCGUAUGCCCUACUUCGCCUUCUCCCGAUUUAAAUCUCUGCGGCGGGUUAGCUCACUUCCCUCCCCUUUUGAUAAGGGUUCCGAGAAGAAACCCUAGCUCUCUCCAUGGACAGGCACCGAGGCGACCGCUUCGGCGACCGCCCUAGCGACCGCUUCGGAGACCGCCCCGGCGACCGCUUCGGGGACCGUCCCGGCGACCGCUUCGGCGACCGCCCCGGCGACCGCUUCGGCGACGGGGGAAGGCAUCCAAGAAUGCAGUCCCGGUGGUCUUCCGGCAGUCCCACCCACCAGCCCCCACGAUAUCCGAGAGGCGGUGGCGAGGGCUUCUCUGGGGGCGCCGGUGGCGGCGGGCGCUACCACCCCUACCGCGCUCCUCAGGACUACCCUCCCUCCGGAGGCGGGUUCCGUGGCGGAGGUCCUGCAGGCUUCGGGCAUCCGUUGCCCAUGGCUGGCGGCCCGAAGCGUGGGUUCUCGGCUCGCGGUGGUUCUCCAGAUCAUGCUGAUGGGAACAAAUUUGCUAAACUUUUUAUUGGAUCUGUUCCAAGGACAGCAACUGAAGAAGAUAUUCGACCCUUAUUUGAGGAACAUGGAGAGGUUAUUGAAGUGGCUUUGAUCAAGGAUAGAAAAACUGGACAGCAACAAGGAUGUUGUUUCAUUAAAUAUGCAACUUCAGAGGAGGCUGAUAGAGCUAUCAGAGCUUUACAUAAUCAAUAUACUUUGCCUGGGGGAUCUGGCCCUAUACAAGUCAGAUAUGCUGAUGGGGACCGCGAACGUCAUGGCGCUGUUGAACGCAAACUAUUUGUGGCAUCACUCAAUAAACAAGCCGCAAGUGAGGAGAUCGAGGAAAUCUUUUCUCAAUAUGGUCGUGUUGAAGAUGUCUACAUUAUGAAAGAUGAAUUAAAGCAGAGUCGUGGAUGUGGCUUUGUAAAAUUCUCAACUAGAGAUGAUGCAGUAGCAGCUAUGAAUGCCCUUCAUGGAAAUUAUGUGAUGAGGGGAUGCGAUCAGCCAUUAAUUGUUCGUUUUGCCGAUCCUAAGAGGCCCAGGCCUGCAGAACCAAGGGGUGGCCCUACUUUCGGGGGUCCUGGUUUCAGUCCUCGAUCUGAUGCAGCAUUAAUAAUCAGGCCCACAGCCAAUCUUGAUGAACCUAGAGGUGGACGCAUGCCACCCGAUGCUUGGCAUCCAUUGAGUCCACGGUCACUGGGACCAUCUUCUCACUUCAAUGCACAUGAAUCUGGUAGUCAGUCAGCUGCCAAGGGUGGUGUCAUGGCAACAUCAUCAGAUGCACCGGGUACCUUGGGAGUAACUUGUGGUCCUACAAAUGGAGAUUUAUCGAGUCUUUCAGCGACACCAUCUUCUUCAUUGCAACAGGGUUUCAACCCUUCAAUGGCACAAGUUCGUCCUGUUGCUGGUCAGCAAAUAUCAGCAUUGCAAAAGCCACUAAUGCCCCCUCAAAACUUCUCAUCUUCUCUCCAAUUGCAUCAAAACCAACAGACUCCUGCUUCCCAAUCACAGUCUCAAAACUUGCAGGCACCAAUGCAGCAGCUCGGGCUUCAAGUCCCUCAAUCUGGUAGCCUAACCUCCUAUGGCCAAAAUCUACCAUUGCAACAGUUACCUGGUUUGGCAGCACAGUUGUCCACAUCACAGCCUGCAGUCCAACAAAAUGCCUCUGCUGGUGCACUGCAGAAUCCUUUAAGCCUGCAACAGCAAUCCAUGCCUGCUGUUGCUAAUCAACAGCAGUUUCCUGCUUCGAACAUUACCCAACAACUGCUUCAGCAGCCUAUCCAACAAUUGCCAUCGCAACUGCCACAGAUGCUGCUACAACAGCAGGCACAAGCCUUACAGUCAAGCUUUCAGUCUUCACAGCAGGCAAUUUUCCAGCUGCAACAACAGCUGCAGCUAAUGCACCAAUCAAAUCUGAAUCAACAGCAAAUUUCUCAGGCGGGUAAACAACAGUCUGCAUGGACCGGACUGGCAUCAACAUCUAGCACUCCUGCUAGCACACCAGCUGCAGUUAUGCCUUCAACUAGGUCUGCUACUACUCCGCUUCCGGUAUCUACCACACCUGCAGUUCCUUUAACUUGCAACUGGACAGAGCACACUUCUCCUGAGGGAUUUAAAUACUACUACAAUAGCAUUACUCGUGAAAGUAAGUGGGAGAAACCCGAAGAAUUUUCAUUAUUUGAGCAGCAGCAACAGCAGCAGAAGUUGCUAUUGUCGCAGCAGCAGCAACAGCAGAAACUUGUCCAGCAGCUUCAGUCCCCAUCUUCUCAUACCCAGUCACAUACACAGAUUCAGUCUAGCCAACAAGCUUCCCAAACGCAACAGGUGCAGCCACAAAUGCAGAUGAGGCAGCAGGCACAAUUGCAGCUCCUUCACCCUUCUUUAGCGUACCAAGCUUCUGGUGUGGCUGGUCAUCAAAAUAUGCAGGAAUUAAAUUACUCACAAUUACAGGCAGCUAGUGCUGUUAUUGAUCCUACCCGAGCACAACAGGGGAUUCAAGCUGCACAGGAAUGGGCCUGGAAAAACAAGACCACAGGUUCUUGAUGAUGCAAGUUGUCCAGUGAGCUGCACGGGGUGUGAUAACAGAAAUUCACUGGCAUGGAGUGACAGAAAUGGCAGUGGCCUCAACCUGUUUCAUAUUCUCAUGAUUGCUCAACUAUGAAAUGUAUUAUUAUCAGGAUUUAGUGGAAAAAUGAUAAAUUAGUUUUUUAUUUUCACUCAAUCAUGGCAAUUCUGAAUGCUUUCUAUGCCGUUUUCUUGUAGAGAUGUGUUAACGUGUUUUUCCUCGUAAAUUUGCGUCAGGGAAACUUUCAUUAUUAUAGUUGUGAUCUGUGUUUAA